This is a messenger RNA of Penaeus monodon (black tiger shrimp), 1230 nucleotides long. RefSeq names its product nucleoside diphosphate-linked moiety X motif 8-like. The transcript has 3 exons. Lineage: Eukaryota; Metazoa; Arthropoda; Malacostraca; Decapoda; Penaeidae. The record is from RefSeq and is a predicted model, not a curated record. The coding region runs from base 156 to 1061 and encodes 301 amino acids. Gene Ontology annotation, molecular function: coenzyme A diphosphatase activity.
GCACAUUUGAUUGUUGUCUGGUGGCAGCAGGUAGUUGGGAGGAGCGUUCGUCAAGGCUAUUGCACCAGGAGAUUGCAGCCAGUCAAGCAGCAGCGCAGAGAGCGGGAGGGGGAGCUGCAGGUGCCAAGCAUUCGGCAACGAACCAGAAGCUGGGGAUGAGCCUAGAGGAGGCCAAGCAGAUUCUGAAUGUUGAGGAACUUGACCUUGAAAAGGUGCAGAAGAACUACGAGUAUCUGUUUAACAUCAACGACAAAAGCAAAGGCGGGUCCUUCUAUAUUCAAAGCAAGAUGCCCAGAGGAGGAGCAUGGAGGAGCCUAAGUGCAGCAAGGUUCUCACCUGGGAUAUGGGCAAGGGUACCUUUAUCUCAAAGCACCUGCCCAGCCCUGUCCAUAAGGCACUUUGCCACAGUCCCCCUCACAUGGGAUAAUGUGCUGUCUGAGCAAAACCGUAAUCGCUGUGUCUCUUACAUGGAGAAGAUGAGGAAGCCAAAAAAGUUGAAAUGGGAAACCAAUAGAUUUGCCUCUGUCCUGAUUCCUCUUUGUCAUGUAGAGGGAGAGCUGGCUGUACUCUUUACAGUGAGGUCUGUUCAGCUAAGUAAGCACCGUGGGGAAGUGAGCUUUCCUGGGGGGAUGGCAGACCCCGAUGAUAAAGACAUCAUAGAUACUGCUCUGAGGGAAACAGAAGAAGAAAUUGGCAUAUCAAGGUCAUGUAUUGAUGUCUGGGGAGUGAUGCCCAGCAUACCCAGUAGGGCUCGUAAUACUGCUGUCAAGGGGGUUCUGGCUUACAUUGGGGAGGUUGACUCCAGCUCAUUCACAAUAUCGGAGAAUGAAGUCGAGUCUGUGUUUGCGGUGACGCUUAAAAACCUUUGCGAUCCCGAAAACGCAAGGCAGUGCCAGUUCCGCUCGAGGGAUAUAAAAGGAGGUUAUACCAUUCCUGUGUUCCUGGGAUCAGAGCCUCGUGUUUGGGGUUUGACUGCCAUUAUUUUGCACAUAGCUCUCUCAUCACUCCUUCCUGGGCUCUAUAAGAACAAGCUUGUUCAUCUGCCACAGCUGAUGGAAUGAAUAGUUGCUCUUAGCACUGGAAUAGAGUAUUAUAUUUUUAUAAGUUUGAUUUCCUAUAGCUAAAUGUGUCUUUGUAUAUUAUGGGUAGAAACAAAAACAUUUUAUCCGAGGUGCUGAUUAUAGAAUGAGUGAAAGUUGAUCUUGAUAUCAUGGAAAGAACUCAUGUAAA